Coregonus sp. 'balchen' is the source of this 15324-nucleotide messenger RNA. NCBI's taxonomy places the organism in Eukaryota, Metazoa, Chordata, Actinopteri, Salmoniformes, Salmonidae. The record is from the annotation of a GenBank genome assembly.
UGGCACUCAUUACGUAGUGCUUUUGUUUUGUGAGCGUUUUUAACACCACCCUAUGGACUUCAGGGAUUCGGCUUCAGUAGGGUGUAAACAUAUCUCUACACUACGGCGAAAAGGGAUAAUAAUUUGUCAUUGAUUACUGUGAAAGCGGACUUCACUCGUAGAAUGUAGACGGAAUGUGAUGUACAUUAAAGGGUUGGCAUUGGAUCAUUUAGCAAUGCUAUCCCAAACAUUUGUGCAACAAUGGUCGCCAGGUGAAUUGUCCAUAACCGUAUGAUAUUUCGACGAUGGCGACACCUGCAGAGCAAGACCUUGCAUUAGCUGAAGCAGAAAGCAACAAGGAGAAGUCUCAAGUAUUUGGAAUCCUUAGGUUACAGGAAGAAAAAUCGGCCGGUGAAAAAGCUAGCACCACGUCCACGACCAUGAUGGCAGGGGAUGGGAGAUGGCAGGCGCCCAUAUUUGCACUAGCCAGGAAAGCAUCGGAUACCUUUUCAGGAAGCAGCAGUCAUGUUCUGGCAAAGGUAGCGGAACCCACAUCUUUUGUAAACGAAUGGAGUGUCCAAGGUAAUUUGGAGUAAUGUGCUCAUCAUGUUUAUUUUUUAUUUUUGCAUAGAUCAACAAAGCUGUCUUGUCAUCGCGUGCCUGCUCCCAUGUUGCUACAGUAUCAAAUUCAUAUAUCGGUCAUUGUUGAUUCGUGCAACAUACAAUCAAUGUAGCAGCGUGCAUCUAUUUUUCUGCUUGCGCAUCAGAAUCAAUUUGGAGAAGGGUGUAAUUGCGGCACGUAAUCCGGGGCGUUUCUGCAUGUGGGCAUUCCUGCAUCUGCAGGAACCACUCUUUAUACUUCUAUUGGUAAAUGUUUACCCGAUGACGCCUAUAGGCGGAAGGCUGAGGUGCUCCAGUACAGUAGGUGCCGGUAAUGCACCAUAACUCUGCUUUCCCGCAGUUCUGUUAACGACGGCUAGUUAGCUAGGACUCCGGUACACAAUGAAGGAAAAACCAGCAGGAACCAAUGGGAUGCUCGAGGGUGUUCGAACCAGCUAUUGGUCAGUAGAAAAAUCACUUAACCACAAAAACACCAGAAGGUUAUCACAAUUUAACAAUAGUGUGUGAUUGCGGCCCACAAUUCGGGGCAUCUGCAGGAUAGCUGGUUCGAACCCUGCCCUAUGAGCAAAAUAAGUUGAAAUGACGUCUUUUCAAGGUCUCGUGCUCUCUGGUCGGGCUCAUAGUGUGAUCCUGAUGCGAUGCUUGCUGCAGUUACUACGGGUGACACAGACAAGCUGCAUCUUUUAUGAAGUUGGAAUUACUGGGCCUGUAAUGCAAGGAUAGAGCUCUCUCACAUGAAAAGUGGUGCGACAGAAUGACAGUCUACUGAUUCUAUGAUCUGAAGCAGAAUAGCGACAUACAGUAGUGAGUGCAUACGUUUUUUUUUUACUUGUCCCCCGUGGGAAUCAAACCCACAACUCCGGCUUUGCAAGCGCCAUGCUCUACCAACUGAGUCCCAUGUGUCUGAUUAUUUGCAUAAAUGUUAUCCCGUUAUCAGUGGCUCUGUCAACAUGGGGAGAGUGCUGAUUGAUUGCAGACAGUAAUUAAGGGGAUAGGCUAUAGUGCAGGGAUCUUUAACCUUAUCUUGCCCAGGGGACCCCCCUCACAGGCAAACCGGCGACCCAGGGACCCUCAUCAUACGUUAGCAAAACAAUUAAUUCACAUGUCUUGGCUUAUCAUAAUGGCAAGGAGAAGUAAUCAAUAUUUUAAAGUAAAUAGAUUUGGUAGAUUGUUUUUUGAAAUUAUUUUGACCAUCUCACAUUAUAAUUGGAAGAGGAAGCGUAAACUCUAACAUAGCCUAUUAGCUAGAAAGGUAACUCGAAACACAUUUUCGCUAAGAGCAACUGGUUAAACAAAGGUUAGCCAUGUGUUGGCAAAAAAUUAAUGUCCAAUUCCAGAAAGCUUACCAGCAGCCAGUGGCACUUGUCGCAAUGGUAGCCUAUUCGCAGGUGCUUUUUGAAAGCCUAUGUCAGAUACUCCAGUGAGUGUAAUUUGCUCAAUAUUAGGAGUUGAAGAAUACAUUUGACAUAAUUAGAAAUAAAAGUAUUCUAUUGUUGCGAGCGAUAUUCAUAAAAACAUUGGGGGAGAGAAAUGGUUUUAUAUAUUUUCGGGGGCCGCGGAACCCCAGUUGAAUACCCCUGUUAUAAAGCACUAGUCUGUCACUGAGGCCUAAACCCUGAAACUGUAGGCCUGCUGCCAUGUGCUUCCAUAUCUUGCUGGCUUUUCAAAUACGCAGAAGAUACUGCCCAAAGCAUCCCUGCCAGAAUCCCAUUAGUAGUGACCCAUCCCAUAGAAUUACAUAUUAGAACUCAUAUUAGAAACGUAAGAAGUAAUUUGAAUAGGAUCUCUGUGGACCCAUCCAUCUACUGAAUAUUUCCAGCUAGAGGCCAGUGCAAAACUGUUUCUGAUCAAUGUUUUUCUUCUGGUUUGAUCAGAAGUGGUGAUGAAACGCUCAUUACAGAUAUAGUUGAUCAGAAAAUGUUAUUUAUUGGCCAAGAUGAAACCCAAUACCAUGCCUACAUACAGUAUCAUGUCUGUACAACACAUAUUUACAUUUUAGUCAUUUAGCAGAGCGACUUACAGUUAGUGCAUAUUGCAGGGGAUUAUGAAAUGUGAGAUGAUGUAUCCAUGACUGUUUGUUGAAAUACUGUAAGAUGGGCGCUACAGAUGUCUACCUGCUGUAUGUAUGGGUGCACUACUAUGCAAAACAUAAUGGCACGGCUCUUUGUUGGCAUACUAUAGGUAGUUUGAAUUGACCACUCCCUAUUGUGGGUUGGUUCCCUUUCCUCUCUAGCUCUGCGGGACCCUAUGUCGAUGGAGAGAGCUAACCUGCUGAACAUGGCCAAGCUCAGCAUCAAAGGCCUGAUCGAGUCGGCCCUCAGUUUUGGGCGCACCCUGGACUCCGACUACCCCCCACUCCAGCAGUUCUUCGUUGUCAUGGAGCACUGCCUCAAACAUGGCCUCAAAGGUAUUCACUCACUCAUCAUCAUUACAAUGGUGCAGAACUAGUUGAAUCCUAUUUAUAAUAGGGACAGUAUCAUAUUAUGGACACAUUUUCAUUGCAUCAUCAUUUAUGUUAAUUACAUAAUGAAUACAUACAGCUAGCUACACACACAUAAUCACACACACAUUAUCACACUCAGCUAGCUGCACACACACAUAAUCAAACACACACAAUCACACACAUUAUCACACACACACAUUAUCACACAUACUCACACACAGCUAGCUACACACACAGCUAACAACUGCAUAAUCCCCAAUGCCUGCCGUUGGCGGGACAUGCUCAAAUAUACAAUCUCCCCUUUCCCAUUAAUUUAUUGAUAGUUAAAGGAUGCAAAUACUCAACAGUGUUGUGUAACAUUACCCAUGGCAUAAGGCUCAAUGUUUGUUUUUGCAACCCCAGUGAAGAAGUCCUUUCUUGGAUACAACAAGUCACUGUGGGGUCCUCUGGAGAUGGUGGAGAAGUUGUGUCCUGAGGCAGGAGAGAUCGCAGCCAGCGUCAGGGACCUACCAGGACUAAAGUAUGUACCAGAACAGCGAGAGCGAGGGGGAGAUUAUUGUAGCAGAAAUGUUUUGAUUAAGUGCUUGAUUCAAUCCGUAUCACCCAAGUUCAGUGCUGUAGUGCGCUUGAAAUGUACAGGUAAUUUCCGAUUGAGCCGACGGAUGCAGCAUUUACUGUGAAUGCAGUCGCCGCUAAUGCGGGAACUUUGCAUUUAAAUGUAAAUCGCGCUACAACGCUGAUGUUCUGCUCCAAGGAUUGAAUUGAGCCCUAAAAAGCCUUUACUUUCUUGGCAUUUCGUUGGAAAUAGUUAACAUGACAAACAAAGGCCAAAGCAUUACGGCAUGGUGUCAGCCUUGAUCUUUACGCCCUGAUGAAGGCUGACACCAUGCCAACGCGUUGGCCUUUGUUUGUCAUGUUUUUGUACGCCCCACAAUUCAUUUUUAACUAAGUGGUUUACCCAUCACUUUGUAUUUUCUUCUCAGACAUUUCUGUUUUAUGACCUGUGAUCAAAUUUGAUAUGUCACAUGCGCCAAGUACAACAGGCCUUACCGUGAAAUGCUUACUUACAAGCCCUUAACCAACAAUGCAGUUUUAAGAAAAUAGAGUUAAGGAAAUAUUUACUAAAUAAACUAAUGUUUAAAAAAGUAACACAAUAAAAUAACUAACUAUGCUAUAUACAGGGGGUGCCGAGUCAAUGUGCGGGGGUACAGGUUAGUCGAGGUAAUUUGUACAUGUAGGUAUGGGUAAAGUGACUAUGCAUAGAUAAUAAACAGAUGUUGGUUUUGUUUACAUUUGUUAGGCCGUAAAAGCCACUACUGUUCACUGCAAGCUGAAAGUGUACUAAAAGUGGACUCCUCUUACUGACAUGUUAAAGAGAAACUUGAGCCAGAACAGGGAAGUGUCUGAAUGUAUUGUUGUACUUUCACAUCGUUUUCUGUUUUAUUUUUUUAACGACUGAAACUCUGGUGCAGCAGAAUUUAACCUCAGAUUGCAAAGGGAACACCAUAGAAAUAAAGGGGAAGAUAUAUAUUCUAUAACCUUGGAAAGCAAGCAGACACAUUUUCCUCUGAGUGUGCUAUAAAGUUGAUGACACAGCUGGGCUGUUAAACAUUAUGGAAACAACUUGCAUGUUGAUCACAAAUCAUGCACGUCACGUCUAAUGUCAACACACAUAGACACAGUGUUCUGAUAUUUUAAUAUGACACAUCCACUAGUUAGUAUCCCCCCCCCACCCCCAUGGGCCUCUUCACUUUGAAGGUAAAUAUGUGUGUGUGUGUAUAUGUAUAUAUAUAUAUAUAUAUAUACAUACAUACAUACAUACAUACAUACAUACAUACAUACAUACAUACAUACAUACAUACAUACAUACAUACAUACAUACAUACAGUGAGGGAAAAAAGUAUUUGAUCCCCUGCUGAUUUUGUAAGUUUGCCCACUGACAAAGAAAUUAUCAGUCUAUAAUUUUAAUGGUAGGUUCAUUUGAACAGUGAGAGACAGAAUAACAACAACAAAAUCCAUAAAAACGCAUGUCAAAAAUGUUAUAAAUUGAUUUGCAUUUUAAUGAGGGAAAUAAGUAUUUGACCCCCUCUCAAUCAGAAAGAUUUCUGGCUCCCAGGUGUCUUUUAUACAGGUAACCAGCUGAUAUUAGGAGCACACUCUUAAAGGGAGUACUCCUAAUCUCAGCUUGUUACCUGUAUAAAAGACACCUGUCCACAGAAGCAAUCAAUCAAUCAGAUUCCAAACUCUCCACCAUGGCCAAGACCAAAGAGCUCUCCAAGGAUGUCAGGGACAAGAUUGUAGACCUACACAAGGCUGGAAUGGGCUACAAGACCAUCGCCAAGCAGCUUGGUGAGAAGGUGACAACAGUUGGUGCGAUUAUUCGCAAAUGGAAGAAACACAAAAUAACUGUCCAUUUCCUUCGGCCUGGGGCUCCAUGCAAGAUCUCACCUCGUGGAGUUGCAAUGAUCAUGAGAACGGCGAGGAAUCAGCCCAGAACUACACGGGAGGAUCUUGUCAAUGAUCUCAAGGCAGCUGGGACCAUAGUCACCAAGAAAACAAUUGGUAACACUACGCCGUGAAGGACUGAAAUCCUGCAGCGCCUGCAAGGUCCCCCUGCUCAAGAAAGCACAUAUACAGGCCCGUCUGAAGUUUGCCAAUGAACAUCUGAAUGAUUCAGAGGAGAACUGGGUGACAGUGUUGUGGUCAGAUGAGACCAAAAUGGAGCUCUUUGGUAUCAACUCAACUCGCCGUGUUUGGAGGAGGAGGAAUGCUGCCUAUGACCCCAAGAACACCAUCCCCACCGUCAAACAUGGAGGUGGAAACAUUAUGCUUUGGGGGUGUUUUUCUGCUAAGGGGACAGGACAACUUCACUGCAUCAAAGGGACGAUGGACGGGCCAUGUACCAUCAAAUCUUGGGUGAGAACCUCCUUCCCUCAGCCAGGGCAUUGAAAAUGGGUCGUGGAUGGGUAUUCCAGCAUGACAAUGACCCAAAACACACGGCCAAGGCAACAAAGGAGUGGCUCAAGAAGAAGCACAUUAAGGUCCUGGAGUGGCCUAGCCAGUCUCCAGAUCUUAAUCCCAUAGAAAAUCUGUGGAGGGAGCUGAUGGUUCGAGUUGCCAAACGUCAGGCUCGAAACCUUAAUGACUUGGAGAAGAUCUGCAUAGAGGAGUGGGACAAAAUCCCUCCUGAGAUGUGUGCAAACCUGGUGGCCAACUACAAGAAACGUCUGACCUCUGAUUGCCAACAAGGGUUUUGCCACCAUGUACUAAGUCAUGUUUUGCAGAGGGGUCAAAUACUUAUUUCCCUCAUUAAAAUGCAAAUACAUUUAUAAAAUGUUUGACAUGCGUUUUUCCUGGAUUUUUGUUGUUGUUUUUCUGUCUCUCACUGUUCAAAUAAACCUACCAUUAAAAUUAUAGACUGAUCAUGUCUUUGUCAGUGGGCAAACGUACAAAAUCAGCAGGGGAUCAAAUACUUUUUUCCUUCACUAUAUAUAUAUAUAUAUACAGUGGGGGGAAAAAAGUAUUUAGUCAGCCACCAAUUGUGCAAGUUCUCCCACAUAAAAAGAUGAGAGAGGCCUGUAAUUUUCAUCAUAGGUACACGUCAACUAUGACAGACAAAUUGAGAGAAAAAAAAAUCCAGAAAAUCACAUUGUAGGAUUUUUAAUGAAUUUAUUUGCAAAUUAUGGUGGAAAAUAAGUAGUUGGUCACCUACAAUCAAGCAAGAUUUCUGUCUCCCACAGACCUGUAACUUCUUCUUUAAGAGGCUCCUCUGUCGUCCACUCGUUACCUGUAUUAAUGGCACCUGUUUGAACUUGUUAUCAGUAUAAAAGACACCUGUCCACAACCUCAAACAGUCACACUCCAAACUCCACUAUGGCCAAGACCAAAGAGCUGUCAAAGGACACCAGAAACAAAAUUGUAGACCUGCACCAGGCUGGGAAGACUGAAUCUGCAAUAGGUAAGCAGCUUGGUUUGAAGAAAUCAACUGUGGGAGCAAUUAUUAGGAAAUGGAAGACAUACAAGACCACUGAUAAUCUCCCUCGAUCUGGGGCUCCACGCAAGAUCUCACCCCGUGGGGUCAAAAUGAUCACAAGAACGGUGAGCAAAAAUCCCAGAACCACACGGGGGGACCUAGUGAAUGACCUGCAGAGACCUGGGACCAAAGUAACAAAGCCUACCAUCAGUAACACACUACGCCGCCAGGGACUCAAAUCCUGCAGUGCCAGACGUGUCCCCCUGCUUAAGCCAGUACAUGUCCAGGCCCGUCUGAAGUUUGCUAGAGUGCAUUUGGAUGAUACAGAAGAGGAUUGGGAGAAUGUCAUAUGGUCAGAUGAAACCAAAAUAGAACUUUUUGGUAAUAACUCAACUCGUCGUGUUUGGAGGACAAAGAAUGCUGAGUUGCAUCCAAAGAACACCAUACCUACUGUGAAGCAUGGGGGUGGAAACAUCAUGCUUUGGGGCUGUUUUUCUGCAAAGGGACCAGGACGACUGAUCCGUGUAAAGGAAAGAAUGAAUGGGGCCAUGUAUCGUGAGAUUUUGAGUGAAAACCUCCUUCCAUCAGCAAGGGCAUUGAAGAUGAAACGUGGCUGGGUCUUUCAGCAUGACAAUGAUCCCAAACACACCACCCGGGCAACGAAGGAGUGGCUUCGUAAGAAGCAUUUCAAGGUCCUGGAGUGGACUAGCCAGUCUCCAGAUCUCAACCCCAUAGAAAAUCUUUGGAGGGAGUUGAAAGUCUGUGUUGCCCAGCGACAGCCCCAAAACAUCACUGCUCUAGAGGAGAUCUGUAUGGAGGAAUGGGCCAAAAUACCAGCAACUGUGUGAAAACCUUGUGAAGACUUACAGAAAACAUUUGACCUGUGUCAUUGCCAACAAAGGGUAUAUAACAAAGUAUUGAGAAACUUUUGUUAUUGACCAAAUACUUAUUUUCCACCAUAAUUUGCAAAUACAUUCAUUAAAAAUCCUACAAUGUGAUUUUCAGGAUUUUUUUCUUCUCAUUUUGUCUGUCAUAGUUGACGUGUACCUAUGAUGAAAAUUACAGGCCUCUCAUCUUUUUAUGUGGGAGAACUUGCACAAUUGGUGGCUGACUAAAUACUUUUUUUCCCCACUGUAUAUGAAUAUGAAUGAUUGUUGGACUAAUACCUGUAGUUUGUGCGCUGUUGUUGUAGGACUCCGCUGGGCAGAGCUCGGGCCUGGCUGCGUCUGGCCCUGAUGCAGAAGAGGCUGGCUGAUUACCUCCGCCUUCUGAUCACCAGAAAGGACCUGCUGAGGUACUGGAAGAGCCCCCAGUCUCAAUUCACUCACACUGUUUCACCUCCAAUCAAACCCCUUGGGCUGGCAGACAGGGAGGCUCCUCAGUGUUCGUUCACCAUCUGCCUCUCAGCAGGCUAGACGCUAAUACCUUCAGAUGGGUAAAGGAGGUGUCAAAGUCUCAUGCGAUUUUCUAUAAAGAUAUACUGUUAGAAUAAACAGUAAUUAUGUCUUUGCGAUUUAAUGUGAAAUAUGUUUCUCUGUGUGUACCCACAGUGAUUUCUAUGACAACUCUGCUGUGAUGGUAGAGGAGGAGGGUGCUGUCAUCGUUGGCCUGCUUGUGGGACUCAAUGUGAUCGAUGCCAACCUGUGUGUCAAGGGUGAGGACCUGGAUACACAGGUGACUCAACACCCCUCCUUACUUCAGUCAUUGUUCUAAAAUUCACCAUGACAGCCUUUAAAUUAGGCAAUUGAGAGGACACUGUUAUUCAGGGUCCUACCUGCUGACACAGGAUGGGUGUUCCUUUCACCUCAUGGAGAUUACUCGUCUCAUCCCAACAAACUAGUAUCUGCAAGAACUGUUACAGUGCAAACAUGAUCAUCUACAAACUGUUCAGCUGUGCUUCUAAUCUGCUCAGAUUGUAGUAGCGGACAUUUUAUAGUGUAAUUAUCUCAGCCCAACUUGAAGGAAUAUACUGAUCACAGUCUAUGCAGACAUUUUUAAAAUACUGGUUUAUGUGAUAUUUAAAAUUUCUUAGGUUGGGGUCAUUGACUUCUCAAUGUACUUGAAAAAUGACAUUGAUGACUACAGAAGUGGAGAAAGGUAAAGUAGAUACUCUUGUUACUUUAAUGCAGUGGUAUUGAAACUUUUUCAACGGGUACUCCAUUUUUUCCCGGCAGAAGUUCUGGGGACCCCACCCCAAAUCCUCAAUGACACAACCUUAAAAUGUGUGUGUGUGUAGAUAUCCAUCUAUCCAUCUAUCUCUGCUUUAAUGAGAUGGAAUAUACCCAUUAAAAUAUACUGUAUCUACUACUAGACAUUAUUUGUCUUGGAUAAGCUGAGAAGGUUAAUAGUAUGCUUGAAACGUUUGAACAUAAAUGUUGACUACUUUACUGAUUUCUCUUAAUUGAUUUGUUUUCCCAAUAGAAAUGGUCAAAUAGCAGCCAUCCUAGACCAGAAGAACUAUGUUGAAGAAUUAAAUAGGCAGCUUAAGUAAGUAUUUGUAUAUUUUUCUUUACCAUACUGUAUCAUUGUGAUAUUUUUUUUUGUGUGUGAAAAUUGCUCAACCAUGUGUUUCAGCUGAUAAAGCUCUUAUUUAGGCCAAGUCAUUGGCACUGGUUACGCACAUACAGAUGUCUCUUCUGGUCUAUUGUCUUACUUUUUGUAUUGUCUUACGUUCAUUGCACAACCUCCACCACUACAGAACUCAAGCUCACUAGUUCAACGGCAGGAAAUGGAAUUCUAAAAGACAAUGAAAGGACUAUUCAUGUUCAUUUGUGAGGAUGUUUAAGUCUGGUUGAACAUGCAAUAGACUCACUUGAAGCAGUGUGUUUCUUCAAAUGUCUGUUGGUAGAGAAUAAAUAUGAAAUGGCACUAAAUUAGCACUUGUUUCUUUGACACAGUUCUUCAGUACACGGCUUACAAGGGAGGGUCGAUAACUUGGAGAAAUCAAACUCUAAACUCAUUGAGGAGGUAUGGCAGUCUCUUAUUAGUACUGUACUAACAUUCUGAAUCAUUUACCAUUUUAUACAUCUGAUUUGGUGUUCAUUUGAACCUCUUCAUUGUAGCUGGCGAUUGCAAAAAAUAACAUAAUCAAACUACAAGAGGAGAACCAUCAGCUUAGAAAUGAUAACACUAUUGUUCUCAUGAAAGCUCAGCAGCAACUUGAGGUAUGCCUUUUACAAUGUGCUGCUCUCUGUCUUGGUCAGUCAGACUUAAACAUGUUCCUCAUUUGUAGUGUUUGUGGUCUAAGGACAUGUGGGUCUGGUCUAAUCCAUGAAUGUCUCCUCUGUUGUGUCACUGUCAGGUGACCCAGGUUGACGUGGAUGUGGAGCUGGACACCUAUAAGCAGUCAAGGCAGGGCCUUGACGAGAUGUACAACGAGGCCAGGAGACAGCUCAGGGAGGAGUGUCAACUACGCCAGGUCAGUUGUCAUCCAGCGUUUCCCCUUGAUACUUUUUCUAGGUGGAGCACAUUUUCAGUUGAAACCAAUUGAAGCCAAAAAAAUUUUUGUGGGGGGUGUGGUGGGGGUGCAGAGAGAACAGCUACAGUAGAAAGUGGACCUGCCUCACCUAUACAAUAGUAGAGGCAACACUGCCAACAUAAGCCAACUCAGAAUUCAGCUGCUGUCCUUGUGCCCCACUGUAGGAUGUGGAGAAUGAGUUGGUGGUGCAGGUGAGCAUGAAGCAGGAGAUGGAUCUGGCCAUGAAACUGUUGGAGAAGGACAUUCACGAAAAACAGGACACACUGAUCGGCCUGCGCCACCAGCUGGAUGAAGUCAAGGCCAUCAACGUGGAAAUGUACACAAAGAUGCAGGUACUGUGGAGCUUUUUGUUUGGCACAUUUUGCUGGUCCUUUUGUGCAUAGAGUAGGCUAUAUUGUUUGUUACAGUGCCUUCAGACAGUAUUCAUACCCCUUGACUUAUUCCACACAAUACCCCAUAAUGACAAAGUGAACACGUUUUUAGAAAUUUGUGCAAAUUUAUUGAGAAUUAAAUACAGAAAUAUCUAAUUUACAUAAGUAUUCACACCCCUGAGUCAGUACUUUUAUAGAAGCACCUUUGGCAGUGAUUACUGCUGUGAGUCUUUCUGGGUAAGUCUCUAAGAGAUCUCCACACCUGGAUUGUGCAACAUUUACCCAUUUUAUUAUUUUCCUAAUUCUUCAAGCUCUGUGAAAUUGGUUGCUGAACAUUGCUAGACAACCAUUUUCAGGUCUUGCCAUAGAUUUUCAAGUAUAUUUAAGUCAAAACUCGGCCACUCUGGAACAUUCACUGUCUUCUUGGUAAACAACUCCGUUGUAGAUAUUUGGUCUUGUGUUUUAGGUUAUUGUCCUUCUGAAAGUUGAAUUCAUCUCCCAGUGUGCUGGAAAGCAGACUGAACCAGGUUUUCCUCUAGAAUUUAGCCUGUUCUUAGCUCCAUUAUGUUUCAUUUUUUAUCCUGUAAAACUCCCCAGUCCUUAACGAUUACAAGCAUACCCAUAACAUGAUGGAGCCACCACUAUGGUUGAAAAUAUGGAGAGUGGUACUCAGUAAUGUGUUAUAUUGUAUUUGCCCCAAACAUAACACUUUAUAUUCAGAAUGAAAAGUUAAUUACUUUGCCACAUUUUUUGCAGUAUUACUUUAGUGCCUUGUUGCAAACAGGAUGCAUGUUUUGGAAUAAUUUUAUUCUGUACAGGCUUCCUUCUUUUCACUCUGUCAAUUAGGUUAGUAUUGUAGAGUUUUCUCCUAUCACAGCCAAUAAACCGUUUUAAAGUUACCAUUGGCCACAUGGUAAAAUCCCUGAGUGGAUUCCUUCCUCUCCGGCAACUGAGUUAAGAAGGACGCCUGUAUAGUUGUGGUGACUGGGUGUAUUGAUACACCAUCCAAAGUGUAAUUAACAACUUCACCAUGCUCAAAGGGAUAGUCAAUGUCUGCUUUUUUAUUUUUACCCAUUUACCAAUAGGUGACUCAACCAAUAUUGACUCAAGACAUUUCAGGAUUUCAUUUUUAAUUAAUUUGUAAAUAUAUUUUUCCACUUUGACAUUAUGGGGUAUUGUGUGUAGGCCAGUGAAAAUCUCAAUUUAAUCCAUUUUAGAUUCAGGCUGUAACACAACAAAAUGUGGAAAACAUCAAGGGGGGUGUGAAUAUUUUCUGAAGGUAGGUUAUUUUCCAGUAACUAUACUGAUCUGAGGGCUUUCUUGUGUUGUCAAACAGACUUCUGAUGACGGCAUGAAACAGAAGAACGAUAUGAUCACUCGUUUGGAGGAGAAGACCAAUCAAAUCACAGCAACCAUGAAACAGCUGGAGCAAAGGUAAGGGUGUUGACUUAAAGAUCCUCUUAAAUCAAUUGCAAUUAAUAUUUAAGGCCCGGUUUCCCAGAAACAGAUUAAGCCUAGCCCUGGACUAAAAAGUAUUUUCAGUGGAGAUGAAAUGCUUAAUCUGUGUGCAGGAAACCAGACAAUAAUGUGGCAUGCAAAGUAUUUCCUCUUUUUGCAUGUAGGUGUAUUUUUAUAAAUGUAUGUUUUACCAUAUUGCAAAUCAUUUUGGAGCAUUGACUUGGCUGUAGUCUGGUUGUGUUGUGACACGACCAUAGCUUCAUCAUGUCUCAGUCAACACGGACCAUCCCUCCCUUUGUCUGCCAUUGGUUUGCCAUCUUCUUUGUGACAUCUUUAUGAGAAUGCUUUGCUUAACAAUUUCUUAAGGUUUUUGGUAAAAUGGAGGUUCACUGAUAUUGACAUCCUCUUUCCCUUUUGGCUUUCCUUCUUGCCUUUAUUGCUUCCAUCUUUUACCCUCACACUUUUCAUUUCUACAUCGGUACACCUCUUUCUAUCGUCCUGUAUUCCUUUUUUCCCCUCAUCACCUACUUGAUCUCAAUAGUGAUAAAGAUUUGCUAAGCCAGACACGCACACUCGCCAUGUCAUUUGUAAAAUGUGCCAGCACAGACACUGAGAACCAAUACAAGCUUGUUAAAGACAUCUCUUUCUGAGCUUUUAAACACAACCACUAACUCUCAGCAAACACUAGGCAGGGGAUUUGUUCAUAUGCAGUAUCGUAAAGUAACAGUUCAUUGGUAUUUGUAUCAGUCUAAUGUUAAGAUAAGCUUCUUUCACAAAAGGAUGUUUUGUAGUGCAUCCCAUUAUUGUGGCACUGUAAUAACUAAUACACUCAAACAUAUCUGUAAGAGCAAAUACUGUACUCAUAGCCAAUAAAAAGUAUAACAAUUGUUUGUCACAUGAAACAAUAAAGUUAAAUGUUUUGAAAUUGUGGUCGUGGAAUGACACCAUUACAUUUGUCUGAGUGUAGUGAACACACCAAAUCUUCAGCUCCCUGAGUGUGUUCAUAGAAAUGUUACAAACUGGCCUGCCACUGUCUGGGCAACUUCCCUCCAAAGGGGCCUGCCACUGUCUGGGCAACUUCCCUCCAAAGGGGCCUGCCACUGUCUGGGCAUCUUCCCUCCAAAGGGGCCUGCCUGCCUGUAGGUGUUUGGUCUUCCCUUUUUUCUUUCGCCAGUUUGUCCCAUUGCAUCCCAACCCCCUGCAACCCCUUUUUUUUCUUUGUGAUUGGAGCCUCAGUUUUACCCAGUUGGUUUGAAUUACACCAGAUUACAAGAGGCAGAGCAAGACCGCUGGACUGCAGAAGAUGGAGCGCGCAAAUUCAAGCACGACUUUGCCAACAAAGCUGAUAGCCUCCAAAAGCAGAUCGCCCAGAGAGAGAAGCAAAUGUAAGUACACAUACAUACUGUAUAUUUACAGCAGCUCUUAGCACUUAUUCCUAUAUACAAUAAAUAUAAACUGUAAUAUGGCUGUAAUCCGGGAUUUUGUUCCUGUUUUAGGCUGCAGCUGGAGACAGACCUAAAGAUUGAGAAGGAGUGGCGGCAGACCUUACAGAACGACCUGGAGAGGGAACGAGACAUCGUUGCCCAGCUCAGUGCUGAAGCCCAGCAAAUAAAUGGACUUAAAAAGGUUUGAGGGUUCCUCGUGGGGCUUAUUGUGGUAUUAAGAAGUAUUAUGUUCAACAUAUUUUCUGUUGUGUCAUGAGUGUAGAGUAUAUUUAUACACACAGUGGAUUGAUGUAUUUGACAUGUUUUUCUCCAGGAGUUCCACAGGCUGCAGGAUGAGAACAGCCAGCUGAAGGGGAUUUGUGAAGAACAGGAGCAGGCCCUGGAGGAACUGGGCUGCAAACUUAGCGAGUACUUGUCUAUUUUAAACUCAUUUGAUAUAUGUUUUUAUCUAACACUGUCUCUUUCAAAUAGGAAUGCAGCCUCUUACCCCCAUCAGUUACAGCAAUCUCAACGUACCUUUUAAGAUAAAAGUGGAAAGGCUGUAUCAGAAGCAACAGUAUUUUAUGUUGUGGAGGGGCUAUAAUCACAUACAUGAUCUCCUUACAUUCCUCUUGGCCUUUAGUUAGUGCACUUACUGUUGUAAAGUUCCGUUAAGGAUUUUGUCAUGAAUAAUAUGAGACAUGUACUCAGUUAACUGAUGUCUGGCUUUUCUUAAUUCUUCAUGCAGAUCAAAACUUAAAAUCGAAGACAUAAAAGAGGCAAAUAAAGCUCUUCAGGUAAGUGUCUUGAGUUCUACAUCAUUAUUAUAAUAAUAAUAAUAAUAUGCCUUUUAGCAGACGCUUUUAUCCAAAGCGACUUACAUUCAAAUGAAAGUUCAGUCCAAUCAGUACAUUUUCUUAUGAAAACAACUUAAUUUAAAUGUCUGAAUUUGUUUCGUUUUUUACUUUUGGAUUAUGUGUGUAUUGUAUUGCUAGAUGUUGCUGCACUGUUGGAGCUAGAAACAUAAGCAUUCCGCUGCACCUGUUAUAACAUCUGCAAAACUGUGUAUGUGACCAAUAAACGUUGAUUUAAUUUGAACUGAACUACUAACAAGCAUGUUGACAUUUGCCAGUGCUGUUCCAUGAGUGUCCUAUCUAACAAUCAAAUAUUCCAGGGAGGGCAGGUCUGGCUGAAUGACAAAGAUGCUACCCACUGUAAACUUUGUGAGAAGGAGUUCUCCAUCUCUAGGAGAAAGGUUAGGAUGAACUCAUUACAUUUUCCGUCUGAAAUUAAUUGGGACAGUGCUGAAACAGCAAUCAACACAAUGUGACAUAUUUACAAGAAUGGCAACUAUGUAAACCAUAACACCUUCUCCUUGGGGUAUACUUCUUGUCUAGAUAAGCUGAUGUGUUUUCCAUGUCUCAUUUCUCUAGCACCACUGUAGAAACUGUGGGGAGAUCUUCUGCAAUGCCUGCUCUGACAACGAGCUGCCCCUCCCUGCCUCGCCAAAACCAGUGAGGGUCUGUGAUACGUGCCACGCCCUUCUCCUCCAACGCUGCUCCUCCAAUGCCACAUGA